AUGCUGCAUGGUUUUCGCCGAUGUGGAUCCCCGGUAUGCACUUCACAAUAUUUCCUGUGGUGGCUGGUACUUUUGCCUCCGGCGUUGGCGCACAUUCACACACCAUCGGGAUACCGCGGAGCCUCAGGAGGACUGUUUGGCUACAUAGCGCAAAUCACCGGUCUCACCACCAUCGUGGUUCGUCGGGCCACCUCUUUGGUUGGCCUCUGGUUCGCCGGCCAAGUUUGCUGGUUGACUGUCGCCUAUCUCCACGAGAUGGGUGGAGGCGCUCUGUGGGGCCGCAGUCUUUGGCUUGCCCUCUGGGGCGCUUCCGCUCUCUUCCUCAUUGUUAAUGUAGUCAUUUUGAAGUGUCUGAUGAGAUGGCUCGUGGUCAGUAUUACUCCAACAUCCUCGGAGAGGCGUCUUAAUCACUCAGAAUCUCCACCGGUCCUUAUGACCUCGCUCAACUGUGAAAAAUACAGAGAGGAGCUUGGGAGCAAUAUUCGAAAAAGAAAUUUAGAAUAA
Hydatigera taeniaeformis is the source of this 504-nucleotide messenger RNA. Lineage: Eukaryota; Metazoa; Platyhelminthes; Cestoda; Cyclophyllidea; Taeniidae. The record is from the annotation of a GenBank genome assembly.